AUGAUACAUAUUCGAGAUAAUUUUAUGAAAAUUUAUGAUCAUUCUGAAUUUGGUAUACUUGUACGUAUGCAAAGAUUUCUAAUGUUACUAAAAAAAACUGAUUCAAAAAUAUAUUAUUUAUUUGAAAAACAAAAAAUAAAACCAGAAUUUUAUGCAUUUCGUUGGUUAACAUUAUUAUUAUCACAAGAAUUUCGUUUACCAGAUGUUUUACGCAUUUGGGAUUCAUUAUUUGCUGAUCAAGAAAGAAAUUUCGAAUUUCUUCUGUAUAUCUGUAGUGCUAUGAUUAUUAUCCAACGAGAUCGUCUUUUAAAUGGAUCUGAAUCACAAAAUAUAAAAUUACUACAAAAUUAUCCACAAGAUAUUGAUGUAUACCAAAUAUUAGAAAAAGCUGUUGAACUUAAACGUCUUCAUCUUUUGUGA
Rotaria sp. Silwood2 is the source of this 420-nucleotide messenger RNA. The record is from the annotation of a GenBank genome assembly. Lineage: Eukaryota; Metazoa; Rotifera; Eurotatoria; Philodinida; Philodinidae.